AUGAGCAAGAAAGUGCCGCCUAAAUGGAAGAAUACACCGAAAGGACGCGGCGCCCAAAAUACGAUCUCCGUGCUGCAAUCAUGGGCCAGAAAAACCGAAAUUGACGCAAAACAAAGAGAGCGAGCUCGAUCCGGUGUGCCCGAGACAGUAACGCUAGAGGAUGAUGAGACGCUAGACUUUGAAGAGAUCCGCUCGACCAUGAGUGUAGCUUCAGCGGCUACGGCUCCAGGCACCAGCACCCCAAUUUCUUCCGCCGACGUGCCGAGACGUUUUUCCAGCACACCUACCGACUUGCUGAAGGAAAGCGGCGCGUUGCCUGACAAACUCGCCGAGAUUCGGUUUCCCAUCUCGGAAAUUACGCGACGUUGGGAACGCGAUGCAGUGCAUGUGUUGGCACGACACAACGCAGCCGUCGCCUACCCCAAUGAUGCCAACGGGGCAAACGUCGCCGCGAUGCUGUUCUUCAAUUUUCUGAGGUGGUUUCCAAACGGCCGUUGUGUUUGUACGACCCACCAGGCCCAACACGCGGACGCCAUCCGAGAACGCUGUCGGGCCGUUGGUAUUGCCGAGCAGGACAUCACGACGCUAGCAAAAGUCUGCGAGCAAAAUCAGGAAAUUGCCGCAACGUUUCGCUGCUUGGUGCUGGUGUUCGAGAGCCCCGGCGAGGCGAUGACAAAGUAUAAAAAGUCGGUCGACAUUAUCAACAACAAAUUGAAAAUUCUUUGUCGCUUCGCCGUGUUAACGCCAAGGCCUUCUAGCGGCAAAGCGAAGAGUUCGGCCGUUGGCACGAGACAAAUUUUGAUCACGAAUCUGGGGCUUGGCGAAUGGACGCAGUUUGGCUUUACCGAGAUGGAGUUUCGCGAUUAUUACGUCGAUUCACGCGUUGGGGCCGAUUACUGGGACGAAAGUGCCGUAAGCAAAGAGCAGGAAGAAUGGGCCGGUCGUUGGCGGCAGAGUGCCUCAGACUUGUUGCGCCAAACUUCCAAAGAGCUCCAGCAGCUGCCCUCCGUCGAGCCACAAGAAUUGUUCUAUGCCGACUGGAGCUUGGUGGAAGCGGCAAAUCCGGGCAAAUCAAUCCGGUCGGCCGUCUUUGCCGUUGAAGCCUACCGGAAUUUGGUGCUCAGCGGACCGAGGGCCUUCUACCUUUUUUGUUAUGGAAGCGUCCGGAGGAGCGCGGGGGACUCGGAGGAGAUACAGAUGCUGCUAGCUACAAAUGACGGCUUCAGAGGCGUCUACGAGGCCAUUCAUAAGAAGUACCGAUACUGCAUUGAAGACGAAUAUGACAUCCGAUUCAAGCACGCGUCGCUCAGCUCGCACCCAAAAUGGUUGAGGCUCCGGAAGAUUGUCGAAGACUUUAUUUUAAUUGGUCAGUUUUUUGAGGCGUGU
This is a messenger RNA of Mesorhabditis spiculigera, 1386 nucleotides long. NCBI's taxonomy places the organism in Eukaryota, Metazoa, Nematoda, Chromadorea, Rhabditida, Rhabditidae. The record is from the annotation of a GenBank genome assembly.